UUAAAAAACUGUGUUCCAUUAAAAGUAUUUUAACUAUUUUAAAAAGUCUUUUCUAAAAUUUCCUUAAAUUCCAGUUUUUAGAUCUAUUAAAGCUUUAAUAAUUUAAACAUCCUGUGAAAUGAUGUGAAACUGUUAUUUCAUAAUUUUUCUAUCGAAAUAAGUAAAUCAAAAAUGCCUCGUGAAAAGUUGAUGAGAAAACUGCUGCUGCUCCUUGCAAUUGUGAUACCUUUGGGAUCCGGUCAAAACAGCAGCCUAAAAAUCAAUAAGAACCUUAAAGAUAUCGAAGCUGGGGCCGUGGCCCUGCCCGCGAUUCAGAGUCCCGGGAAUAUUUGCAUCCGCGAGGAGCCCUACGUGGAGCAUGUCCAGGUGCCCGAGAUGCAACCGGUGCGCGUGCGCACCUCCAGUUGGUGCAUGGAGAUCCCGCCGCGAUGUGCCACCUACAAGACGGAAAUGCGCGAGGUGGUGAGGGUCCAGAAAUUAAACAAAACGCGAACUGUUCGCUUUUGCUGCCAAGGCUACGAGGGAAAUCUUUCAGACAGCCAAGCCACAUGUAAGCCGAUUUGCCGGGGCGGCUGUGGGCGUGGCAGUUGCGUAAUGCCCGACAUUUGCAGUUGCGAAGAAGGUUACAUUGGCAAGCAUUGCACACAACGUUGUGAUCACGAUCGCUGGGGUUUGGACUGCAAGAAUCCUUGUCAAUGCCAAAAUGGAGCAGCCUGCGAUAAUAAAUCGGGCUUGUGCCACUGCAUAGCUGGUUGGACAGGGCAGUUUUGCGAACAGCCUUGUCCUCAAGGAACCCAUGGCAUAAUGUGCCGCAAGGCCUGCGAUUGCGAUGAGAAACCUUGUAAUCCCCAAACGGGUGCCUGCAUCCUGCAGGAUCAUCCACUUGAGCUAAAUGUGAGCCAUGUAAUCGUAGAGACUGUUAACUCCACCCUGGAAAAGAUGGGUAUUAUUCCACGACCCACAACGCCUCUUCCAAUUCCCGAAGUCAUCUUGAUUAAGCAGCCGGUGAAUCAGGAGAAUGCCCAGCACUCCCCCAAGAUAAUAGUUCACCAAUCGGGCAGUGAGCUCCUCGAGAAUCUCCAUUCGGCCGCUGCUGCUGGUGUCCCAACUCCAGAGGUUAUCCACGUCAUCACAAAUGGGAUUACUUCGCCGCAGGAACAUCUCGCAGGAUUUGUGGGAUCCGAUUCCAAUAAAAGCAAGGCGGCAGCGGAUCAUCAAUCCGGUUUGGUAACAACACUGGUCUGCAUAAUGCUCCUUCUGCUGAUUGGAAUCGCAGUGGGAUCACUUUACGUUUACCGGAGGUAUCUCCACAAGAAUUCUGAUGUUUACAAUGCCAAUGGAAUGGUAACCACAUUGCCAGCCAAUCCGGAAGUGGUUCUCACCGAAGCUGCUAUUUUGGGCAAGAACUUUCACGAACCUUUGCCCGAACCUCCAGUGGUCUUUGCGGUCAAGCCCCAAGCGAACGAGGCAACACUUCCAGAAUUAUAUGACACACCCAGCAAUAACUCAUCGAUUAAAACGCCGCCUUACGCUUAUGCUAGAAAGGAGUCUCUCUACUCAGUGGUUUCACCAAAAUCGCGAAAGGGCAGUUUGGAUUCCCAUCUGUACGACGAGAUCCGUUACCACCAGCAGCACCACCACCAGAAUCAGCACCACCCACGGAACCACCAACACGUCCAGCACUCCACAACUGCCUCCGCAUUUCUGCCGGCCAGGCCACAAGUGAUGCCAGUAAAUGACCAGUUCUCCAACGGAGGUCAUCUUCCCCAUCAAAGAUCCCAUCAUGUCACCCACUUGAUAAUCCCCCCUCAGAACUCAAAUUUCUUACAGGUCCCAGCACAAAUCACAGCCAAAAGACUUAAAUUGUGCGCUCUUUUCUGUGGCGGCAUGCACUUUUGCGGACCGUCGCUUGUUUUUACCGCUCUGCUGACGCUGGCGGCAUUUCCUGUCCCGAUUGAUUCCGAUUCUACGGAGCUUUUCGGGGAUAUAGUGAGUCUGGGAGAAUUCGAGUCUCUGAGUCUGACCCGGGAGCACCAACAACAUCUUUGCCAUCGGGAGGUGCCCACUGUGUUUUUCCAAAUCGAGAAGGAUUCCCCGGUGCGCGGCAAUGGAUCCACCAUUUACUACCAUCGCGUGGAGGUCUGUUGUGCGGGUUACCGUAGAGAUCAGUAUUCCCAGAAAUGUGUGCCAGACUGCUCGUCAACUUCGCCGGACAACUGCCGGAAUGGAUUCUGUCGCGAUCCGGGAAACUGCGAAUGCUUCGAGGAGUUUGUUCGCAAUGAGCACGGAGCCUGCAUUCACACCUGUCCAAUUGCCUGUCAAAAUGGCAGGUGUUACUUAAAUGGCACCUGUUCCUGCCACCAAGGAUUCGUUCUCGAUCAGGACACCCGAAAGUUCUGCCGACCCCUGUGCUCGCAGGCAUGUGGCACCCACGAGGAGUGUGUGGCACCUGGGAAGUGCGACUGCUCCCCCGGGUACCGAAGAACUCCGGAAUUGGGAUGUCAACCAGUCUGUGCUCCAGACUGCGGAUUCGGAAAAUGUGUGGCUCCCAACCAGUGCGAGUGCUUCGCGGGAUUCAUAAAGCGGCCAAACCGAAAUGUCUGCGAAGCAGAGUGUUACCUAAAUUGCGAGAACGGGUUCUGUGAGUCGAGGUACAAAUGCCACUGCCGCGAAGGAUAUCGCUACGACGUGAACUCCACGAGCUGUUUACCUCAAUGCCUCGACAAUUGUGGCCAGGGAAAUGGAGUGUGCAUUGCGCCAGGAGUUUGUCGCUGCUUCGAAGGAUACGAAGCCCACGGAACCGAGUGUAGACCCAAGUGUGAGAGAUCCUGUGGAAAAUACGGUCGCUGUGUGGCCCCCGAAAUCUGCGGUUGUGGCGAAGGUCAACAGCACUGUCUAAACGGAAGUUGUGAUGAUGUGGAGCACUGUAAUUGUCCCAAUGGCGAGACACACUUCAUUGAUCGCUGCCUGAAACCCAACCAACUUAGCCAACAGUUCUACAGCGUCGAGAGGAGAAAGCAUUUCAAUCUUCAGCUGGCUUACGAGUUUAAUGCCCUGAUCGGGCGUUUAUUCAAUUUGGUCAUGCAGAAGUUGGGGGCACUGCAGAAUCCAUUCUGGCAUCCUUGGGCGCAGUGGGGCUGGCAGAUGUUGCGCUGGUGUUCGUCCUUCACGUAUCCUGUCCGGCAUUCGCACUGGUUGUUGCCCACGCAGACGCCGUUCAAGCAGGGCAGGUCGCACUUUGGCACACACUCCGACGACUUCCGGUCCCACUCGAAGCCGGAACUGUCGCAGACCGGUUCGCAGGAUCCGUCGGCGGCCAGGCGGUAUCCUUCGAGACAGGCGCACUUGUUGGGCGCCACGCACUUGCCGAAGGUGCAGCCGGGGUUGCACUUCGGCUGGCAGUACUUGCCACUCGUGGGCUCCAAAGUGGGACAGGUGGAGAUGCACUUGCCCUCGGAGGUGCGAACGUGGCCGGGGAUGCAGACACAGGUGUUGGGCGCCGUGCAGAUUCCAUUGGGACAGUCAUCGGAGCAGAUCGAGCCACCACAUCAAGCUGUUGGUGCUCAGAUUGAAGUGCCUGCCCAGCAGCAGAUCGAAUUCCUGGAUCAGGGAGGCGUUCACCCGGAUCGGAUUCAUCGAGGCCUGGCAAAUUGUGAGCACAUUGAAAACAAAAUGUCGUUACUGGAUGUGGGCCUUUGUCUGGGCUUUAUUCAGAUAUUGGUUUGCCUGCCCACAAUUUACACAAAUGUGCCCAACUACUCGGAUCGAUACAGUCGCAGGCCAGUAUCUCAGGAUCCAGGUGCUGGUAGCUAUGGCCGCGGCGGGUACUUGGAGAACAGGCAGUUGUCAUAUAAUCGAAUGGCCCAAGGAAGUCUCGAGGAUCCACGAAAUGUGGAACGGCAGCCAAUGAGUCGCGAAUAUAUGAUUCGAUCCCAUGAAACGCCGACCGUUGGAGGGCAGCACAAGUGCCGCAUUUGGGUUCCACCGGACUCGGUGGAGAAGUUCGUGCACCACAGCUUCAUCCAGACGGACCAGGCCAACCGGCUGUCCCUGAUCGAGGUCUGUUGCACGGGCUACUCGGCCAGUCGCCUGAAGGGAGUAACCGUGUGCCGACCACUAUGUGGCUGCCAGAAUGGGAGUUGCAGGAGUCCGGGCGAGUGCGAGUGCUACGAGGGAUUCGUGAAGAACGACAACGGCGACUGUGUGUUCGCCUGUCCACUGGGCUGCCAGAAUGGCCAGUGCUUCCUGGAUGGCAGCUGCCAGUGUGAUCCCGGCUACAAACUGGACGAGACGCGCCGCUACUGCCGGCCAAUCUGCAGCAGUGGUUGCGGCAGCAGUCCGCGGCAGAACUGCACCGAACCGGAGGUCUGCGGCUGCUCCAAGGGAUUCCAGCUAAGCGACGACGGUUGCCAGCCAGUCUGCGAUCCCGACUGCGGAAUCGGAGGGCGUUGCAAGGAGAACAACGAGUGCGAUUGCGCACCCGGCUACAAUCUCAAGGACGGCGUCUGCCAGGCCGACUGCUAUCAAAAGUGCAACAACGGGGUAUGUGUUAGCCGAAACAGAUGUAUCUGCGACCCGGGAUUCACCUACCACGAGCAGUCGACCAUGUGUGUUCCGGUCUGAAAUUGAAUCUAUAUUGUACUCCUUGGUAUUAUUGUGAUUUUGAUUCAACACGAUUAAAAACUUAUGAAAUGAA
Messenger RNA from Drosophila ficusphila, 4696 nucleotides. RefSeq lists its product as uncharacterized. The coding region runs from base 172 to 4623 and encodes 1483 amino acids. The transcript has 17 exons. Gene Ontology annotation, molecular function: protein binding. The record is from RefSeq and is a predicted model, not a curated record. Lineage: Eukaryota; Metazoa; Arthropoda; Insecta; Diptera; Drosophilidae.